Lates calcarifer (barramundi perch) is the source of this 1138-nucleotide messenger RNA. It is a transcript of the gene psmd10, whose product is annotated as proteasome 26S subunit, non-ATPase 10. NCBI's taxonomy places the organism in Eukaryota, Metazoa, Chordata, Actinopteri, Centropomidae. The transcript is spliced from 5 exons. The record is from RefSeq and is a predicted model, not a curated record. Bases 119 to 799 code for a protein of 226 amino acids. Gene Ontology annotation, molecular function: protein binding.
AGAGUCCAUAAUUUCCUGAGUCAUUGCACCACAGGUUCAAAUAUUAAUCGAAACAACUCCAGAGCACUGAUAUUAAGGCUAUUAUUACUUUUGUUUGGCAUUCAUAAUAUAUUUAACAAUGGAGGGAUCUGUAUCAAAUGUGGAGGUCUGUAAUUUUGCAUUUACAGGACAGUUUGAGAAAUUAAAACAGUCUAUUCUGUCAGAUAAAACGCUUGCCUGCAAAACGGACCAGGACCGUAGGACCGCGCUGCACUGGGCUUGUUCUGCCGGCCACACUAACAUUGUGGAGUUUCUGCUUGACCUGGGAGUUGAAGUGAAUCUGCAAGAUGAUGCUUCGUGGACCCCUCUUCACAUUGCUGCAUCUGCAGGCAGAGAGGACAUAGUGAGAUCUCUAAUAUCCAAAGGAGCUCAGCUGAAUUCAGUCAAUCAAAAUGGAUGCACCCCUCUGCACUAUGCUGCCUCCAAAGACAGAUAUGAGAUUGCCUUGCUGUUGUUGGAAAACGGAGCAGACCCCAAUGCCACCGACAAGCUAGAGUCCACACCUCUUCACAGAGCGUCCGCCAAGGGAAACUACCGCCUCAUCCAGCUGCUUCUCAAACAGAGUGCCUCAACUAACAUCCAGGACUCACAGGGCAACACACCACUUCACCUAGCAUGCGAUGAGGAACGUGUGGAAGCAGCCAAGUUGCUGGUGGAACACGGAGCCAGCAUCUACAUUGAGAACAAGGAGGAGAAGACCCCACUCCAGAUAGCCAAGGGUAGUCUGGGCAACAUACUUCGUCGGAUUGUAGAGGGAUGAUGCACUUACUGACCCACAAGUUGCAUUCCAGCUCAAAUCCCUGCCAUCACCAACGUACAUAAUGAGAAUUCUCAUCUCAGUCAGUCCUCCUUGAGCAGCCUGGGGUGACACCUUUAGAUGUGUAUCAGGUAGAAGAUGAGAUAGCAUCGGGGAGGAAAGUUGGACUGAAUCGCAUCAGUCCAACAGCUCCUCAGCAUGGGAUUUGAAGCUGCGCAGACCAUAGAUGUCUGGUCAAAAACUCUCUCCUGCACUAAGCGCAGUCUAACACUGCAGCCUAUUUUCUAUGAAGUUUGAAUCGUUGCAAAAAUGACUCAAUAAAAGUCAGUGUUUAGUCUCUUA